Molecule: messenger RNA, 10930 nt
Organism: Saccoglossus kowalevskii
Lineage: Eukaryota; Metazoa; Hemichordata; Enteropneusta; Harrimaniidae
Product: MAM and LDL-receptor class A domain-containing protein 1-like
Cellular component (GO): membrane
Molecular function (GO): protein binding
Source: RefSeq, a predicted model, not a curated record
AUGAAGGGCCUAGCUUUACUGUGGGUUCUCUGUUUUACAGCGUGGCGAGGCAUUGCUGCUGACGCAGUCGCUGAGUGUAACUGUGAUUUUGAAGACGGCUGGUGUUGCUGGCAAAACGAUCCAGAUAAUGGCGAAGACUGGGACCUGGGCACGGGCGAAUCGGAAAGACUUACACACUCAGGCCCACCGGCUGACCACACGACUGGAACGCAAGAUGGUUACUACAGCUUCGUCGGUCAGCUCUCGCAACUUUUACCAGACAAUACAGCUAGACUGGUAAGCAGCAAUACAUUCGACAAGGAUCUGUGUCUGACCUUUUGGUAUCACAUGUACGGAAGUCAGUUGGGCACGUUUGAAGUGAUAAUAGAGAGAGAUGGAGUUUCAAAUUCGAUAUUCAAGCGAGAAGGAGGUUUGUCGGUUGAGUGGCUGAGUGCCCAACUACGAACGGAGGAAACCAGAGACUAUAGGGUAGUCUUCGAAGUCGUUGGUGGUGUGACAAAUGUCGGAACCAUUGCGAUUGAUGAUAUCAUGUUUUAUGAGGGCGAAUGUCCCCCGAGAAAGACCUGUGGAUUCGAAUCCGCCGACAUGUGUGGAUACACCAAUCAUCCGGAAAAUGAUUUCGACUGGGAAGACAUCCAGGCCAUUGAUCAUAAACAAGGACCCGGAUAUGACGUCACUACAGGAUCACCAUCAGGCUAUUACAUGUACAUCGAAUCGGAUGCAGCAGAAGGUUUACAGUUAGGACGACUUAUUUCACCGGAGUAUCGCCAUACCUACAAUAGCUUGUCGUGUCUACGUUUCUGGUACCACAUGCAAGGGGACGACGGAUCCACUUUAAAUGUGUAUCAAGCACCAUCGAACUCAACUACUGGUAACCUCACUAAAAUCUACAGCACGAUGUAUGACCAGGGUGCCUUCUGGCACGUUGCUGCAGUCCAAUACAGAAGUUACGGUAACCACCGUAUUGUAUUUGAAGGAACAACACACGAAAGCGGAAUGGAUUUCGAUGUUUCUUUAGACGAAGUACUCAUUAAAGAAGGACAUUGUAGCGGCGCUCAAGCCACGUGUAAUUUUGAAGUUGAUCAGUGUACUUGGAUGAACCUUCGUCACGGUGAAGACGACUUUGACUGGUUACGAUACACGGGUGCCUCGUCUGCCCUUUCUGAUUUGACUGGGCCCCAGAAAGAUCACACUACUGACUCAGAAAACGGUUGGUACAUGUACCUGGAGAGUGCUCCGCCAGGAGAUCGUUACGAUAUUGGUCGUAUGGUGUCCGAUGUUUUUAUGCCAGGAGAAGACCGGUGCUUUCAGCUGUGGAAUUUUAUGUUUGGUGCAUUCGAAGCACCUGGAACCAUCCGGGUUCUUGCUGAGUUCACCGACGGAUCAGGGGAAGUCUUACUAUGGAGCAAGACUGGUAACCAGGGAGACCAAUGGUUUGAAGGACUUGCACAGAUGCCAACUAAUAUGGCUUUCAGAGUAGCCAUUGAAGGGGAAUUGGAUAAAUUGGGCGCAGGUGACCUUGCUGUGGAUGAUACCUUUAUGCAUGACGGACUGUGUUCGGACAAACCCGGUGAAGAGGAUUUCGUCUGUCACGAUGAUUCCACCAGAGAAUUAGAUGCAUCACUCAGAUGUAACUGGGUGCUAGACUGUGAGGACGGCAGUGAUGAAGUAUAUUGCGGCUACUACAUGUUGACGGAAGCUCACACGGGGUCUGUCUUUAGUGGCUCAACGAUGAGGAGUCCAACUGUCAGGGAAUCCUCUUCCACCUGUAUGCUAUAUUUUUACUAUCACAUGUAUGGAGACCAUAUCGGUAAAUUAGAUGUAUGGAUUAAUCAGAACGGCGGACUGAAAACACGGAUAUGGAUGGCACGUGGGAGUGCUGGAGAUGAGUGGCACAUUGCAUCCACUGUAAUUGGUCGUGUAACUACAGAUUGGUGGUUAACGUUUCAGACAACUCCUCUAUUUAACGAAGAAGGUGACAUUGCAGUCGAUGGCAUAAUUGUAUCAGACUGUGCAUUUCCAGUUGCAGAGUCGACCUGUUCGGGAGAAAAGUUUUGGUGCGAUAACGGUGCAUGUAUUAAAGAUAGCAAUCAAUGUGAUUUUACUGACGACUGUGGCGAUCGAUCGGACGAAGAUGGUUGUGAUGAUCUGGGGUAUCAUGGAUGUAAUUUUGAACAUGGCUGGUGCGGCUACACAAACAGCGAAGAGAAUGUCAAUGCUGAAUGGUGGGAACAUCAAGGCUUAGCAUCUGAGAUCGGCGGCGAGACAGGUCCAGCCAGGGAUCAUACCACAAAUUCAGCGACGGGAUACUACCUCUAUGUCGACACAAGAUUCCCUGUUCGAUCAGGUGAUAGAGCGAGGCUUUUGACAGUCAACUUUGAACCCGGAACGUGCGAACUGCGUUUCUACUUUCAUUUAUGGGGCGAUCAUGUCGGUCGAUUUACUGUCUAUACUCGAACUGAAAUCAACGGCCAGAUGAAGACAUUGUUCUCUGCAGAGAAUGACCACGGCGACUUUUGGAUUAAACAGGUUGUUCAGUUAGAUGAAACAGAAGUAUUCCAGGUGGUAUUUGAACUAAUUGUAGGUAGCGGUUUGUGGGGUGAUGUGGCUCUUGACGAUGUUGUUGUAACACCGGAAUGUCCGGUUUCAAACGAUGAUCUCCCCGUCGUCGAGCCACAACCAGCGACCCCAUCUCCAUGUGCUACAGGAAUGUUUGUAUGCGGCGAUGGCACGUGUAUUGAUGAAGAACUUAAAUGCAACUACAAAGUAGACUGUCCUGACGGGUCUGAUGAGACAGUGUGCGGUGAAUGCGAUUUCGAAGUCGACCAGUGUGGUUGGUCAGAUGCCAGCUCCGGCGCUUACCGUUGGAAGCGAUACCACAUCACCGACAAUACAGCUUCCCAUGCGCCAGCUACUGAUGGAGCUGGGAGAACAGAUGGUCAUUACAUGAUGAUAGUAGGAGACCUAUCUCUAUUUUACUUCGCUGGCAUAAUGGUCACGGAUGCGGGAAUCAUGGGUCAAAGCUGCAAGGUAUCCUUCAAAUACCAUAUCAGCGGAAAUGACGUAGGAGCCACGGCACUGCAAAUGCAGAAUCCUGAUAGGUCACUGCACGUGUACAUGCUGUGGUUUAAGCGAAAUGAUCAGGGUACGGAUUGGAAGAGGGCCGAAGUCUAUAUGGGAGAGCAUGAAGACUUUAGAUUGGAUUUUGAGUCUUACCCAAUAGCUGGCACCUUCACCGGAGACGCUGGUGACAUCUGCGUAGAUGAAAUAGUUUAUAUAGACUGUCAUCCUGAUGACAACAAACCAUAUGUCAGUGAUUUAACGUGCGAUUUUGAAAUAGACAUGUGCGGAUGGCAGCAGGAACCAAACGAUAUUGAUGUCGAUGACUUUGACUGGAAGCGUCGGUCUGGAACGGGGCCAACAAUUUCAACAGGCCCAGAGCACGAUAAUACAAAAUAUCCUGGCUCGGAUGACGGAACGUAUUUGGUUGCUGAAAGUACAGUACCAAUGACUGAAAAAAGAGCCGUGUUUGUUACCUACCCGCAGCCCGCUACUACUGAAAUGUGUCUGACGUUUUACUACCACAUGUACGGUGCAACGGUUGGCUCACUCACGUUAAGACAACGUCAACUUGGCUUUGCUGCAUUCGACGUAUUCAGAAAGGAGGGCACUCUUGGAAACGAAUGGCACAAGAUGCAAAAGACCUUGGGGUUAGACGAUGUGCAAUUCCAGUUCGAAUUUAUCGCUGAUAUGGGCAAUGGCGUUUCAAGUGAUAUUGCAGUCGACGAUAUAGAAUGGACGGAAGGAGAGUGUCCACCAUCAUUGUGGUGUGACUUUGAAGGCCGUGAAUGGUGUGAUUGGACUAAUGACGAAACCAAUGACUUUAAUUGGCGACGAGGACGCGAUGGCACGAUGUCUGACAAUACUGGGCCAACUGUGGACCACACUACCGGGACAGAAGACGGAUGGUACUUGUUUAUUGAAACGUCUUGGCCAAGACGGGAGGGAUGGGAAGCCAGGCUUCUCAGUGCAGUUAUUCCGGGUGGAACGACAGAGUGCUUGGAAUUUUGGUAUCACAUGUCAGGAGACGAUAUAGGUUCGCUGUAUGUAUACACUAGAACGGUAGACACGGGAGGGGAGAGUGAGACGGUUUGGGAGAAACACACCGACCAAGGAAACCAGUGGCGUUAUGGAGUGUACGAAGCAUAUGCCCCAUUCGACUAUCAAAUUGUUAUCGAGGGCGUAAGGGGAGGUGACACUAAAGGAGAUAUUGCAAUCGACGAUCUCUAUCCCAAAGUUGGUUCCUGUGGAAUCCCUGGUCACUGCACAUUCGAUGGCGGCAAUAUGUGUGGAUGGACUAAUAAUCGCGAUGCAGAUGAUUUUGAUUGGCAGCGUGACAAGGAUGGUACUCCAACUUCGGGAACCGGUCCUCCCAGGGACCACACAACAGCCUCUGCCGCUGGUUACUACAUGUACACUGAAUCAAGCUCCCCUGUGACCCAGGGAUGGAAAGCAUGGCUCACCAGCGAACACUUCGAUCCCACACCCGAUGGUUGCUUUAUCUUCUAUUACCAUAUGCACGGAUCAGACAUGGGAAUGUUAAGAGUGUACUAUGCUCACGCCGAACAAUUGGGAAGCCGAACAGAAAUCUGGAGUAAAAAAGGAGACCAAGGCGAUGACUGGAAGGAAGUGAGAAUCAGUAUAAACCUUGACUACGAAUUUCAAAUACUUAUUGAGGGCAUCCGGGGUAACGGUCAAAAGAGCAAUAUGGCUAUUGAUGAUACCGAGAUGUUUUACGGAAAUUGCGAUGAUUAUGUACCACCGAACUAUCCUGAAUAUUCGUCAACCAAUACGGGUGCUAUUGUCUUCACUUGUAUUAUUCUCACAUUAUUGAUUAUUGGAUGUUUGAGUGGUGUGUGUGUAAGUUUCAAAAAGAGCACGCCAGCAUCUACGGGCUUUGACUCGUCAAUAGACAACCCUGGAUAUGGUAUGCCGUCACAGGACCAUGGAGCCGCACCAGUUACCCUACCAUCGACAACUAAAGAUACAGCAACCUUGUAUGACGUUAUUAUUCGUAAGCAGAAUGUUGAACUUUCUGAGACUCAUAGUAAUUUUACCAGUAGCAAGAAAUCAAAACGUCGCAUUGACGAUACUGAGCGAGAUCAAGUUAGAGAAAAUCGGCGAACUGCCAGGCAAAAGACACAAAAGUGGCAUAAUGCGACUGCGCAUGAGUGUGAUUGCGAUUUUGAAGUUGAUUGGUGUUGCUGGAGCAACGAUGACGACAACGACAGAGACUGGGAGAGAGAUACAGGAUCACAGGGAGUAACAAACUCUGGUCCACCCGCCGACCACACGACUGGGUCACAAGACGGAUAUUACGCGUACGUUCGACAGAUAUCCCAACUCUUACCAAACAGUUUUGCCAGACUAGAAAGCCCAACACUCAGUGGUGAAUACUGUCUUGGAUUCUGGUUUCACAUGUAUGGUAGCAUAUUGGGAUCACUGGAGGUCAAAAUCGAGACAACAAGGUCGACAACCAUAUUUCACCGGGAAGGUGGUUUAUCCGCUGAAUGGCUUUACGCACAAGUACGAACCGGUGAAACAAGAGACUACAAGAUCGUUUUCGAAGUUACUGGUGGCUUACUAAAUGUAGGUUCUAUAGCGCUGGAUGAUGUUAUGUUAUACAGCGGCAGCUGUCCCCCACGUGAAAAAUGCGGUUUUGAGUCGUCGGACUGGUGUGGUUAUGAAAAUGACCCAAAAAAUGAUUUUGAUUGGACAGAUACGAAGGCUUCUGAUCAUCACUCAGGACUGGGCUAUGACGUCACAACGGGGACGGGAGAAGGUUAUUAUAUGUACGUUGACACCGAUGGUGGCGCUGUCGGAGAGACAGGCAGACUACGUUCCCCAAAACAUGCCGCUACUAAGGGAGAUGCCAGUUGCAUAACCUUUUGGUAUCACAUAGAAGGUGACGACGAGAGUGAACUAAGGGUAUAUAUUGACACGCUGAAUGGGACAUUAAUCGGACCAAUCUGGAGCACCCACUUCGACCAAGGAGCGUUCUGGCAUAUUGGCGCGAUACAUCACGUGACUCUACAGGACCACCAUAUUGUAUUUGAAGUCGAGAUUGGUUCAACCGGAUUGCACGAUAUAUCGAUUGAUGACGUCAAGAUUACGAAUUCCAGGUGCAGUGGAUUUCGGGCUAGCUGUACUUUCGAAAUUGAUCAGUGUACCUGGACCAAUCUUCGCAAUGGGCAAGAUGACUUCGACUGGAUACGAUAUACGGGUGCUGCAACCGCACUCGAAGAAUUGACUGGCCCUCAAAAAGAUCACACGACUGGAACAAAACACGGUUGGUACAUGUACUUAGAAAGCGCUUUACCCGCCGAUAGGGAGGAUAUCGGACGCAUGGUUUCCGAUGUAUUUAUGCCAGAUUUAGAUCGCUGUUUCCAGCUGUUCUACCAUAUGUUUGGACCUGCAGACGCCCCGGGACAUAUUAGGGUGCUCAGAGAGUUUACUGAUGGAACAGAAGAGGAGCUUUGGACAAUGUCUGGCGAUCAGGGCGAUCAGUGGUUCGAGGCACUGAUUGAUGUACCUAUACCAGAGUCAAAUGUUGGAUAUAGGAUGGCAAUUGAAGGUGAAAUUGAUCGAAUUAUUGCUGGUGAUCUCGCAAUUGACGACACCCGCAUGUAUAACCUGCCCUGUGUGUUUCAACCAGAGGAACCCGAUUUUGAAUGUCUGGAUGGUUCCGAUAUCAUUGAUCCGUCAAGGAGAUGCGAUUGGAAUGUAGACUGUAAUGAUGCAUCGGAUGAGAAGGACUGUGGUGAGUGCAACUUUGACGUGGAUAUGUGUCGCUAUUUCGACUCUAGCAGAGGUGACUACCAGUGGGAGUGGGCCAGCGGAUCAACGAUAACAGAGGGCACAGGACCAUCCUAUGAUUUUACUACGGGCACUGAUCAAGGACAUUACAUGUUAGCCGAAGCACACACCGGAUCGAUAUUCAGCGGAUCUACCUUGAUAGGACCCAAAGUCAGAGAAGCGUCUUCUAGCUGCCAGUUGGAGUUUGGUUAUCACAUGUAUGGAGAUAACGUCGGUAAGCUGGAAUUAUGGUUCGUACAAAACAAACAGCUGACACGCCUGUGGAUGUCAAGAGGUGACGCAGGUGACGCGUGGCAUAUCGCCACUGUGCCGAUUGGUCGCAUUUCGACUGACUGGAUGCUCAUUUUUAUGUCAACGCCAUUAAUUAACGAGAGGGGCGACAUCGCAAUCGACGGUAUCGUCUUAUUUGGCUGCGACUUCCCUGCUGUAACUGGGAGUUGUGGCUCUGGAGAAUUUACAUGUGAUAACGGCGCAUGCGUAAGUACGGACGUGACGUGUGAUUUGACAGACGACUGUGGAGACCAGUCUGACGAGAGUGACUACAUUUGUGAUGGUUAUCACUUCUGUGAUUUCGAAGUUGGAUUGUGUGGUUAUACAAAUGGCGAUGACAACGAUGCUGACUGGUGGCGUCAUCAAGGAUUGUCGUCAGAAAUCAGUAUGCAAACGGGACCAUCUCGGGAUCAUACAUUAAAUAACGCUAUUGGACACUAUGUGUAUGUUGAUGCCAGGUUGCCAAGAAGACCUGGGGACGUAGCAAGACUUUACACAUCAAAUUUUCAACCAGGAGACUGUGAAUUGACCUUUUAUUACCAUAUGUGGGGCGAACAUUUAGGAUUAUUUAGUGUAUACACACGGACUGAAAUCAACGGACCGAUGAAGCAUUACUGGUCUUGGGCAGAUAACAUUGGAGAUUACUUUGUCAGAAAGAGUAUGAUGUUGUCAGAAACCAGCAACUUUCAGAUUGUUUUUGAGGUUAUUAUUGGUGUGGGUCUUAAAGGUGACGUGGCUCUUGAUGACAUAAUAGUAGCACCUGAGUGCCUGGAAUAUAGUGGCGAUCUACCCGUUGGUGAACCAGAACCAACGGAACCAUCACCAUGCGAUGCAGGAUACAUUCAUUGUGGCGAUGACUACUGCAUACCAAUAAAUGAGAUGUGCGAUUUCAAAGAACAAUGUCCCAAUGGUAUCGACGAACAAGUAUGUGGUACUUGUAAUUUUGAGGAUGGUCAGUGUGGAUGGAGGGAUGCAAGUUCAGGGGGAUACCGAUGGGAAAGGUAUCACACGACCGAACAUACAUCGGAACACGCACCGGGUAUUGAUGGUGCAGGCAGAGAAGAUGGUUACUACAUGCUUAUAAGGGGACAGUCGUCUCUAUUUUACCUCGCUGCGUUCAUGGUCACCGACAUGAGCGGUGAAAUUGGACAAAGCUGUAAAAUUAGUUUUAUGUAUCACAUCAGCGGCGAAGAGGUGGGCAUAACGUCGCUUCAUUUGGCCGACCCUGAAGAUGCCCUGAGGCUGUAUAUUUUGUGGAUACGUCAAAACGAUCAGGGAUCUGAAUGGAGAAGGGCCGAAGUUGUGGUCGGUAGCCACGGCCCUGGAUGGAGAUUCGAUUUCGAGUCUUAUCCACUAUUGGGCACCUUCACCGGAGACACUUCAGAUAUCUGUGUGGACGAAAUUGAGUUCAUCGACUGUCACCCUGACGACAAUGACGAAUCUGCCAGCGAACUUACGUGCGACUUUGAAAGUGGUACAUGUGGAUGGUUUCAGGAACCAAACGAUAUUGGAAUAGACUUUUUUGACUGGGAGUUGAGAUCAGGGAGAGGACCUCAAAAAGCCACAGGACCAGACGCUGACCAUACUCUAGGAACAUCUAAAGGAACCUACUUCGUUGCUCCUGGUAUCGGAAAUACGCACACAUGGUCGUUAAUCAGCACGUAUCCACAGCCAAAAUCGUCACCCAUGUGUCUCGAGUUUUACUAUCACAUGUAUGGCGCUACUGUUGGCACACUAAAUCUAUUUCAACGCCGACUCGGUUUCGUUCCCACCGUGGUGUUUUCAAAGACCGGAACCUUUGGAAACCAAUGGCAUAAAUAUCAGAAAACACUGGGCAUAGACGAUAUUCAGUACCAGUUUCACUUUGAAGCCGCGAUCGGCAGUGGUGAUUCCAGCGACAUCGCUAUUGAUGAUAUCUCAUGGACAGAAGGAGAAUGUCCCCCUUCACUGGUGUGCGAUUUUGAAGGACGCGAGUGGUGUGACUGGACGAACGAUGAUGAUGCAAACAUGAGAUGGCGUAGAGGGCGUGACGGCACAAUGUCGGACAAUACUGGUCCUAAAGUAGAUCAUACGACGGGCACGCCAGAGGGUUGGUACCUGUACAUUGAAACAUCCUUCCCACGACUUCCCGGCUGGAAGGCAAAACUGCUUAGCAUGACCAUAGAGGGAGGAACCACGGAGUGUCUGGAGUUCUGGUACCACAUGUAUGGCGACGAUAUUGGUGCCCUACGCGUGUAUGCUAGAGAUGUUGAAACCGGCGGAGAAAACCCGAUCACAUGGGAGAAGUCGUCUAAUCAGGGUAAUAUGUGGCGUUAUGGUACAGCCGAAUUAUACAGCGACUAUGAUUACCAAAUUGUGAUAGAGAGUGAAAAAGGAGAUGAUACGAAAGGCGACAUUGCGAUUGAUGAUCUACUUCCUAAGAUUGGUUCCUGUGGAAUUCCGGGACACUGUACAUUUGAUGACGGCAAUAUGUGUGGAUGGACGAAUGCCCGAUCCAAUGACGAAUUUGAUUGGCAGCGUGAUAAUAAAGACACACCUACUGACGGAACUGGACCAGACAGGGACCACACAACAGCCUCCGAUAAAGGAUAUUACAUGUACACGGAGUCUAGCAGCCCAGUGACCCAAGGUUGGUCGGCGUGGCUGAUUAGUGAACAUUUCGAUCCGGUGGACGAGGAGGGUUGCUUCGUUUUCUACUACCACAUGAAAGGCGCAGACAUGGGAGUAUUGAGAGUUUAUAUAAUAUGGCCAGAAUUACCAGAGACGAAAGAAGAAAUAUGGAGUAAGAGUGGAGAUCAAGGGGAUGACUGGAAGGAAGUGCGAUUGCCGAUAAAAAGUCAAUACGAGUUCCAAUUAAUCAUUGAAGGCGUCAGAGGAAGUGGCGAUAAAAGCAACAUGGCGAUUGAUGAUACCGAAAUGUUUUACGGAACCUGUGAUGACUAUGUGCCACCAGCAUACCCAUCAUACUCAUCAUCAAAUACGGGUGCUAUUAUAUUUACUUGUAUUCUACUGGUCAUACUUAUUAUUGGUAUUCUUGCUGGAGUCUGGUAUUAUUACCGUAAGAAGGAAAACAAAGCUCUUGUUCCUGAAUCUGUAUCUAGAACAUUCACCUCCAUUAAAACAGUGUCCUUCAAAAAAGAUAAAGCACCCGCACAUGUACCGAUGGAUAACCCAGGAUACGAGGCAUCAAUUGAGAUGCCAGCAACGCCGAAAAGCACUCGUGACACAACAGUGUUGCAUACAAGUGCUUAAAAUACCUGAUCUUCCUGUGAUAUGGUACUCACAACUUCAGCGCAAACAAAUGGCAAAAAACAACUAUAAACAACCACAUAAUGUAUUUUUAUUCGAAUGUUCACAUUCAGUAUACAACCGCUUGCCACAAAAGAAUUCGUGACCAAUCGCGGCCAGCGCCUAAUGAUCAAGAAUUAUCGUUAUAACUUAUCACUUAACAUACUUUUUCAUCCUUUUGAGUGUUUAUGAUUUUAUCAAUGUAAACGCGAAUACGCCACCGUUGUCCCUUUUGACAUAAACAAAUAGUGGUUACAUUUACAUGGAUGCAUUAGCCAAGCAAUAAAAGACGUGACAAUUGACAGCCACCAAACAUAAACCACGAAUAUUCGAUAUUACAUAUCACGAGACACCCGUUAACCCUUUUGACCGUUUUGAUGUUCGCAUCACAUAGAUACGAGCGGCGAUAUUUCUUCUAACAGGGUUUGAUCAUUACAUUUACGGGGUAGAUUUGUGUCAAUUGAUGCAGGGACAAUUUCAAAUAUUUUUUUUAAAA